Magnolia sinica is the source of this 2364-nucleotide messenger RNA. RefSeq names its product protein NARROW LEAF 1-like. Bases 265 to 2022 code for a protein of 585 amino acids. The record is from RefSeq and is a predicted model, not a curated record. Lineage: Eukaryota; Viridiplantae; Streptophyta; Magnoliopsida; Magnoliales; Magnoliaceae. The transcript is spliced from 6 exons.
UAAACUCUCUAUCUCUCCGUCUCUAACCCGCUCUCCACACAUGGGGGGUUUCUUUUCUGCAACUCCUGCCGUCUGGCCAUUUGUGCCGCUGCAGAAGAGUUUCCGCUCAAAACUUCCAAAUGGGAAAGGUUGGAAGAGCUCUAUCAAGGCCUGAGAAAUCUCCAAAAGAGUCUCAGAUUCAAGAUCCAUCUCAGAAAAUCCACUCCUCAUAGUCUCUGUAGCGUGAGAGAUUAUUGGAUUAGUUCCAUGUAGGUUUUGCGAAGAAUGGACAUUACCAGAACAUUGGAGUCGAGGGGGAAUCACACUACAUCAGCAAAUUCUGAGGAAUCGGCUUUGGAUCUGGAGAGAAAUAUCUGUGGUCACACCAACCUUCAUUCCUUAAGUUCGCCACCUCUCCAAGCAUUCGCAUCGGGUGGUCAGCACUCUGAGAGCAAUGCUGCCCACUUCUCGUGGCCCACUUCUACUCGACUUAAUGUUUCUGCUGAAGAUCGGGCGAAUUAUUUUGGGAACCUUCAGAAAGGGGUCCUACCCAAAACACUUGAUCGGUUGCCAACGGGGCAGCAAGCGACCACAUUGCUUGAAGUAAUGACUAUAAGAGCAUUUCAUAGCAAGAUCUUGCGAUGUUAUAGCCUUGGAACGGCCAUUGGUUUUCGGAUUCGAAAGGGGAUGCUGACGGACAUACCUGCUAUUCUUGUAUUUGUCGCCCGGAAAGUUCACAGGCAGUGGCUCAGCCACAUCCAGUGCCUGCCCUCUGCCCUUGAGGGACCAGGAGGUGUAUGGUGUGAUGUGGAUGUUGUGGAGUUCUCAUACUAUGGUGCACCGGCACCGAUCCCCAAAGAACAAUUGUAUUCUGAGCUUGUGGAUGGCUUACGUGGAAGCGAUCCAUGCAUCGGUUCAGGUUCUCAGGUUUCAAACCAAGAGACAUAUGGAACACUGGGUGCCAUUGUGAAGAGCCGAACAGGCAGUCGGCAAGUUGGUUUCCUCACAAACCGGCAUGUUGCGGUCGACUUGGACUUUCCAAACCAAAAGAUGUUCCAUCCUUUACCGCCCAACCUUGGACCUGGAGUGUACCUGGGUGCUGUGGAGAGGGCAACAUCUUUCAUCACUGAUGACCUUUGGUAUGGGAUAUUUGCUGCAACAAACCCAGAGACAUUUGUGCGAGCCGACGGAGCAUUCAUUCCCUUUGCUGACAAUCUCGACAUGUCCAAUGUCACCACGUCAGUGAAAGGUGUGGGUGAAAUCGGUGAUGUCAUGGUCAUUGACUUGCAGUCUCCAAUCAAUAGCCUCAUUGGGAGGCAAGUGGUGAAGGUGGGAAGAAGCUCUGGUUUGACUACAGGGACCGUAAUGGCAUAUGCCCUGGAAUACAAUGACGAGAAAGGGAUCUGCUUCUUCACCGAUUUUCUCGUCGUGGGUGAGAACCAACAAACAUUCGAUCUUGAAGGUGACAGUGGAAGUCUCAUUCUCUUAACAGGACAGGGUGGUGAGAAACCACGGCCCAUUGGGAUCAUAUGGGGUGGGACAGCCAAUCGUGGGCGGUUGAAGCUGAAAAGCGGUCAAGGCCCAGAGAACUGGACUAGUGGGGUUGAUCUUGGACGCCUUCUUGAUCUGCUGGAACUGGAUCUUAUAACGACCAGUCAAGGCCUUCAGGAAGCCAUACAAGAGCAAAGAAGUGCCCCGGUCACAGCUGUUGGCUCUACAGUUGGGGACUCGUCCCCUGCAGAGGCGGCACCACCAAAGGACAAGAUGCAAGAAAUCUACGAGCCUCUGGGUAUUAACAUUGAACAGUUCCCCUUAGAAGACAGGGCCGAGACUGUAACCAAUGUGGAGCAUCAGUUCAUUCCAAGCUUCACCAACACAUCUCCCAUGCACCAUCAAGAUCAGGAAGGCAACCUGGAAUCGAAGAGCCUUUCUGCCCUGAGGAUUGCCUCUGACGGAGACCUUUCUGUUUGCUUGCAGCUGGGAGAACGAGAGCCCAAGAGAUCGCGUUCCGAUCCCACCUCUAGCUUGGAAGAGCCAAACUGAAGUGGGUAUUUGCCCACAAAGUGGGACCCACGUAGAUUGCAUGUAUCGAUUGAGUGCACGGUUAGCAUUUUCCGAAGGGAAAGCUUGUGAAAUGGAUUCAAAUGGUGAGAAAAUGUAUGUUGUAUCUGUGUGAUAGAUCUAACUUAAAACCAUCGAGGGGCUAGAAAUAAAAAAGGAGCAUCGAGUGGUUGCGGUUCAUUUAUCAGAAGAUGCGAAUCGCAGGUCAGAUCUCAAACUCGUUUGACGCUCUUGCAUUUUUGCAUGUUUCAAAUGACAUAUAAAUGUGUUGUUUCAUACAGUAUUUAAUAGAAAAUGUCUAGGACAGAUUGGUCUUGAUCAUCA